This is a messenger RNA of Triplophysa rosa, 830 nucleotides long. RefSeq names its product interferon gamma-related-like. Gene Ontology annotation, molecular function: type II interferon receptor binding. Gene Ontology annotation, cellular component: extracellular region. The transcript has 4 exons. NCBI's taxonomy places the organism in Eukaryota, Metazoa, Chordata, Actinopteri, Cypriniformes, Nemacheilidae. Gene Ontology annotation, biological process: immune response. Bases 69 to 560 code for a protein of 163 amino acids. The record is from RefSeq and is a predicted model, not a curated record.
GUAGCAUCAGAUCGGAACGCUGCCUCUAGCUGCGAAGUUCGCUCCUCAAGACUCCAAAAGUAGGAAUAAUGAAUUUAAGCCGCAACGUGGUGCUGAUGUGCGUCUUCAUAGCGUCUCUUCAAGGAAGCGAUGGAUCCAGGUUACCCGUGUCCAAAACUGACAAGGAACACAUGCUGAAGAUACUGGAGGAAAUAAUUCACCCUCUCCAAAAUUAUUAUACCACAACUGGAACAGAAUGGAUCGGGAAUCCUGUGUUUUCUCCCUAUCUGGACCAGAUGAAUUCCAGGGCUUUCUGCACCUGUCAGACGAUGCUGCUUGACAGAAUUUUAAAACUCUACGAAGAAAUCUUCACAGAGAUGAGCAACAACUCGGAGAAGAAAGAAGUAAAAAACAAUCUAAAGAAUGCAGUGACGGAGGUCAAAAAGCUGAGACAUAAAUACAAGGGAGAGCACGAGCUUUGGAGAGACCUCCAGGACAUCAAUCUAAUAAAGGUGAGAAAUGGUACGGUCCAGAAGGGAGCACUAAAUGACUUUCUCAUGGUAUUUGAUUUGGCCUAUUGAGAAAAGUAGCAGACCUACAGAGAAGCCCAGUACAAGAUGAAGGAUGAAGAAACAAGUGUUAGACAAAAGAACAAGACUUGUAUUGCUAGCUGUAAUAUUAAUUAUUUAAUUAUAUUAUUUAUGACCUUAUCAUUGUUUUCCUUAUUUCACUGAAUACUAGUUGUUAAUCUACCUGAAAUGUACCUGUUCUGUACUGUUUUGAUGUACUGUAUUGGUUUCAUUAUUAUUUAGCUGCUGAUAACCAAACAAAAGUGACUCUGUUUCUAUAAU